This is a messenger RNA of Gymnodraco acuticeps, 3770 nucleotides long. It is a transcript of the gene brat1, whose product is annotated as BRCA1-associated ATM activator 1. Gene Ontology annotation, biological process: DNA damage response; cell population proliferation; positive regulation of protein phosphorylation. Gene Ontology annotation, cellular component: nucleus. The coding region runs from base 425 to 3007 and encodes 860 amino acids. Lineage: Eukaryota; Metazoa; Chordata; Actinopteri; Perciformes; Bathydraconidae. The record is from RefSeq and is a predicted model, not a curated record. The transcript is spliced from 12 exons.
GGUUAUGCGAAAAAUGGACGAUGUGACGGAAACGGAACUGGUUCGGAGGGUAAAGACGAGGUGCGGUGGGGAAACUGAUCUGUAAAACACAUGGAAGGGUGGAACGUGGCGCCUGCGCAUGUAAUGUAUCCAUCCAUAUGUUUAUAGAUUAGCAAAGAGUGCGGCUCACAUUUUACUCAGGAAGAAGAGAGACGCCGGUAGAUCCGAAACUAUUUCCCGCGAGAUGGACGUUUAGCAGAACUACAAGCGAAAACUACAUUUUGUUAAGCUAGCUGUUACACUUCCACUACAUAACUUUGUAUCUAACUGUAUUUACAGACAAGUGAAUCGACGUUAGCUAUGUAUGCUUUAUUGUAAGUAUAUAGCUGUAAAGUUUCAGUGCAUCCUGAAUGAUCAUUAGUUAACACACACACACGUUAGUACCAUGGACAGAGAGUGUGCGUUGCUGCUGCCCGGUGUGUGUGCGGUGCUGGCGGGCUCAGGGAGCUCUCUGCCCGAUGACACCAGCCUGGAGAAACUGCUGGACUGGUUCACAGGGAUUACAGAGGCUGGGGGAUCGCUGCUGGAGGCCUGCCCAUGUCUGCUUAAAUUGAUAUCCACUGUGGUUCACAAUGCUGCUUCAGACCCCGGUGUCCUCUCCUUCGCUCUCAGACUCACCGGCCUAUUGGCUGCCACUGAGGAAAGCUUCAAAACCAUUCAGGAACACUCUGUUCUGAACGAGGUCUUCAACCUUCAGCACUGGCAGGAAGCAGGACUCUGGGAGGAUCCGUGUUUAAGGAUCGGCUGGAUUCAGGGCUUGAGGAGCAUGCUGCAGCACCCGAAUGCUCUCAGCUUCUUUGUACAAUCAGAAUUCAUUGACCCGCUUCUACAACUCCAGACCGACACAAGUCUAUUUAUUGCCGCAGCUGCCAAUCAGAUGCUCGCCCACAUACUGCUCUUCUUUCAACCAGUCCCGCCUGCAGGAUGUAAAGGCGUGGAUAAAAAAGAAAAAGGUGAUGGGAUGACGCCAAGCAGCGCAGACUAUACUGCUGUUGUAAAGUCGAUCUCUGGGUACCUCCAGGAGUCUCUGGUUCCCAAAGAAAGCAAAAAUGUCCGUCAGAGUCUGCAGACCCUCAAACUGCUGGCCCUGCUCCUGGCCCAGGCCGGACCUCCUCUGCGGGACAAGCUGCUGCAGACAGUCGGAGACUCCCUGGAGGAACUGGUGACAGCCGGCAGCAGUGAGCUCACACUGCCUCUGAUGGACGUCAUUCUGUCUGCAUGCAGCAGCUCCGGCACUGAUGAACGUAUCACCCGUCUUCUAUCGUCCAUGUUAAACAUUAACAAACCCGCUGACCUCAUACAUGCUGCAGCUGCUUUUCUUCGCAGAGGUCACCAUGAUACUGUCCACACAGCCCGGGCCGUGAGAAUACUACUGCUCCCCCUCGACAUUAUGACUGGUCAGACUCUACUGGGCACAAUAAGCACUGCAGACGAGCAUCAGUUUUCAGUGGUGGAACAACUAAAGAGCAAAUCCUCCUGCAUCUCUAUGAUCUGUGUCUGCCUGAGCAACACACCACAGAUCACACUCACGCCUCCUGACGUCCUACCCUGUCUUCCAGUUUCAAUUGUCACUGCAGUUCUGUCCUUGUUAAAGAUCUGCAGUGGCAACUCACCCUCCUCUUCCACUGGUUGCAGUGAGGUUAGCAGGAAUGUAAUCGGCAGUGGCAAAGUUCAGAAAUGUGCUCUCGAGGCUCUGACGAGCCUCACCAGCAGCCCAGGGGCGAAAGAGAGGAUCAGCGAAGUGUUCACUGUUCUGAUUCAAUAUUUGGAAAACCCUGAUUCUGACCCCACUGUACUCCACAAGUCCUACCAGGCCUUAUUAAAGUGGACGAGUGUGUGCACGGACUUCUCCUUUAUAACAGACCAGCUCAGACACGAUCUGGUGGAGGUAGUGAAGAAGCGUGUGUGUGACAUGCGUUGGGAGGUGAAGGACUCGACGGUGGAGUUUCUGGGACACCUGGCAGGCGUGUGUGACUCCAUUAAAGCAGCAGCAGAGGAGUGUGACGCAUCUGAGGCUCUGCUGGGCGGCUGCUCUACCACUCCCCUGCUGAGGGAGGCGCUGCAGGACUCAGAGAGUUACGUCAGGGCCAGCGCCAUCUCUGCACUGGCAAAGACUCUUACACACCGCUGGCAGCAGGGGGCGACACUCACUGAGGAGGAGCCUGAAAUAGUGAGCCGGUUGCUUGAAAUCCUCUCCCAGGACUCAGAGGGAUUCCCCAGGAGGGCUGUAGUACAAUACUUCAUCUCAUGGUACUCUUCACACUCUCCUCCAUCUUCCUCCUCCUCCUCCUCCUCCUCCUCUCUCCUGAUGCAGAGUGUGCGCUCCGUCCUCUCACAAGGCAGGGCCGAUCUGGACUGGGAGGUCAAAGUUCACACGCUGGUGCUGGCUGAGCUUCUGUUGGACGAAGCCUUUUCAGGUCACCCAGGUUACAAAAAGGGCUCAGACUCCCACCAUGCCUCGCCACACGCUUAUAGUGUAGUUUCUGAGUCAGAUUUGGCCGUUGUGGUGGAGCAGGGAGUCGUCUCAGUGCUGUUGAGUGGGCUGGUUGACUGCGAUAGACCUGUAGCUCUGAAGGCCUGUCGCCUGCUGAUAACACUCAGAGAGACAGUCUGUCCUCUAUCGCUAGGGGCACUGGAUGCAUCGGCUGCCAUGGCAACAGUAUCCUGUGAACUGCCAGGCUGUGGCUGGGGGCGAGAGAUUAUAAAGAUCCUGAAGAUGAAGAAGAGCGAUCAGGCCAAAGAGGAGGACAUCGCUGAUCAGAGAGGUCUCAACGGAGCAGAGGAGGGAGGUGACAGUGUGAGUGUGUGUGAGGCAUUGAGGUCUCUGGGAUUGGACGAGAGGAUGGAAGUCCUGACUCAAAGCAGCGACCACAUCCACAACUCCCCCCUCUCUCUGCUGCAGGACAUACUGACGGCCAGUGCCACUCACACAAAACCAGGGGAAGAGGUCAUAGUAGACUGCUACUAACACACACACACACACACACACACACACACACACACACACACACACACACACACACACACACACACACAGCCUUAAGUUGUUUUGUUAUCAAUUAUGAACUACACAAUAGUUUGGAUUGUUUAAGGUGGGGUUUUAGGAUCUGCAGUCGAUAGAUGGUGAUUAGCACACCCUGGUACUGUUUAUUGUAUUACUCACCUAUAAAGAUCAAUAGCAGUGACUUAGGUUGGUUUGGAAUCACACAGGUCACACAGUAACACAAACUAACUAAUCAUCCCCUGCGUUGUGCAGAGUCAAAUGACCAUUUGUGUCAAAGUAGUCUUGGGGCUUUGAAGAGAGCUUAGAUAACAUCUUCAGGUCUCCUCAUGAAAUAACUGUCUGGCAGCAAGGUAAUGGGAUGAAACUAAUCCAAACAUAGCGUGCACUUCAACUGAUUCGUUUUCUAGGUGGUUAAAAUCAGUUUUGCUUUUGCCCCAGUCCACAACAGUAAAUUGCUUUGCCGACCAUCACCUACUAAAACCCCAAUCCAGAGAUUCCCCUCAAACUCAGGGUACAUUUGUCAGUGAUGAUAUUGUGAUAUGUUGGUUUCAUUAGAAAAAUAGUAAUUUCCCUUAUUUUAAUUACUGUAUUGUUACAUGUAUCCUGUUUCUAUAGUGAUGUGAGGCUGAGCAAUUUCAAUGUGUCAACAUUUUCACGUUUGGGAAUUCCACAAACAAUUGCAAUGACCAAUAUAUCAUUUUGAUUCAAUAAAAAACAGCAUAUAUUC